AACUCACACGCUGAAAGUUAACAUUUAACAACUCCUUUGCUGUCUAAUUUCGCUAUCUUAUGUGUUUGUCAUUCAAGAUUGAAAACAUAACCUGAAAAUUAGUGGUUUCGAUGAUUCCUGUUCUUCCGAUAUGCAGUAAAGUUCAAGAAUUGGUACUCAUUGAGCGCUUGAGCAGUGAAGCACUUAUAAUUUCAUGGCUUCAGUGUGCCUUUUGUUCGUUUAAAUUCACACCAAGGUUUUCCAAUAGAAUAAAGCGGAUCAAAAAAAUAGUAUGCGUGUUGAAAAUUGUGGUCGCAUAUGCAAAAUAAAUAAGUGCAAGGACAACAAAAACAAUAAUAAUACAAUAACAACAGUUAAAUGCUGUAAUAAGUUUUAUAACAAAAGCAAUAAUAAUAGUACCAAAACGGUCAAAAUAGUAACGAAAACCCGUAACCACUUCAUAAGUGCAGCUGUGGCACGCCACUUGGUAGCAAACGACCGACGACCAUUAAACAAAGUGCCAAUAAAGAGUUUAAACCUAUCAAAUAACCAAUCAUUAAAACACACUUAUGCACGCACGCAUACAAUUAAUUGCGUAAUUGGAGAGACCACUAAUAAAAAUACAGACAAAUUAAGGCUUAUGUAAAAAAGUUGUAAACCGGGCCAACUCUUCGAAUGAAGUUUCGUAAUAAACGAAAUACGAGUCGAAGCGCUUGACGUAAGCCAACAAUAACGCACAACAAUAGAACGUAUGUUAGCUAAUAACCGAUACAAACUAAAUAAAUCUCAAAGAACGAACUCGAAAAUGUCGAUGAGGAAAUCACAAAACCGGUUUAGUGCUGCAACAGCUCCUUACCAACAGCGAGUGCAUAUGUACACACUCCUGAGUUGCCUGUGCGCACUCUCGAUAUUAGUGCCGCCCACAAAUGCGUUGGCGAAUUGUCCCAGCAGCUGUCAGUGUGACGAUGACACUUUGGUGGUGAAGUGCGGUGAAGGCGCACUCGAUGUGCUGCCAAUAACACUGAACCCCUUCAUACAACGCUUGGUGAUACAAAGCAAUAAAAUCAAAACCAUAGACUCAUCGCUGCAAUUCUAUGCGGAGCUUUUGUUCCUGGACCUCUCCUACAAUGACUUGGUCACACUGCCCAUGCGCACAUUCCAAUUUCAACGCAAGCUGCAAGAGCUGCAUUUGAAUCACAAUAAAAUCGGUCAGAUCAGCAAUAUGACAUUUGUGGGCUUGGCCGCAUUAACGGUGCUGAAUUUGCGUGGUAAUCUCCUGGCCGAGCUCGAACAGGGAACCUUUGCGAAAAUGUCCAAACUGGCGGAAUUAAAUUUGGGACAAAAUCGUAUUAAUCGUAUCGAUCCGCACGCAUUUGAUGGUUUGGUGAAUCUACGUACACUCUAUCUCGAUGAUAAUACAUUGACAACAGUACCGGCGCCUAGCAUAUUCCAAGCAAUGCCCAAUUUAGCUGAGCUCUAUUUGGGUACCAACUCAUUUACGUCUAUACAAGCGAAAGCUUUUAUAGAUCUCAAGGGGUUAACACGCUUGGACUUACGGGGUGCUGGUCUGCAUAACAUCUCCGCCGAGGCAUUGAAAGGUUUGGAGGGCUUGCGGUACUUAGAUCUGGCUGACAAUCGCCUACACGUUGUACCGACAAAUGCGCUGAGCCACUUGGAGAGACUAGAGGAACUUUUGUUGGGACAGAAUGAUUUUGAGGUGAUUGGCAGCGGCGCUUUCGGUGGACUGACACAGUUACGUAAACUGGAAAUUACAGGCGCCCAGCGGUUGCGUAGCGUGCAAAAUGGCGCUUUUAGCGCCAACACCAAUCUGGAACAUUUGAAUCUAUCAUCCAACAAGAUGUUGCAGGAAGUGCAAGAGAACGCUUUGGGAGGACUGCCACACCUGCGUCACGUCAUACUCAAAGAAAAUGACUUGCACACGAUUGCCGAGGGACUCGUACCAUGGACCGAUCUACAAACACUCGAUCUCUCCGACAAUCCGAUCGUCUGCGAUUGUCAAGUAUUGUGGCUGCGUAAUUUGCUCGUAUCGAAGAACUCUACCACCGACAGGCUCAUCGACGUGAUGUGCGUUUACCCGGAACCCAUGCGUAAAGAGCCACUAGUGCAACUAUCGCCGGCCAUGCUAGGCUGCUUACAUAGUGACACAAAGCAACAGGCCAUGAUCAUAGUGGUGGUUGUUGUUACAACAGCCAUCAUAACCGGUUUGUCGUUGCUGAUUUAUGGCUGUCGGCGACGCAUACGUGAAACACUGAAAGGCGGUUGGGGCAACUCGGCAUUGGGACGCAAGGAGCGCGAAUACCAGAAGACUUGCUCAGAUGAAGAGUACAUGACGCGGCAGCAACACCCUUGCAGCCUCAGCAUACAACCAACAAUGCAGUUCACCAACAGCGUCGGCUAUAAUAUGCAACAGACGCAGCCGUAUAUGGGCUCCCGGCCAAUACCAGUUACCGAACUAUAGCUAGAAGCACCACCCC
Molecule: messenger RNA, 2474 nt
Organism: Bactrocera tryoni
Lineage: Eukaryota; Metazoa; Arthropoda; Insecta; Diptera; Tephritidae
Product: insulin-like growth factor-binding protein complex acid labile subunit
Exons: 5
Coding region: 731-2458 (575 amino acids)
Molecular function (GO): protein binding
Source: RefSeq, a predicted model, not a curated record